This is a messenger RNA of Aspergillus wentii DTO 134E9, 1332 nucleotides long. Its product is annotated as polysaccharide lyase family 1 protein. The record is from RefSeq and is a predicted model, not a curated record. The transcript has 3 exons. NCBI's taxonomy places the organism in Eukaryota, Fungi, Ascomycota, Eurotiomycetes, Eurotiales, Aspergillaceae. Gene Ontology annotation, molecular function: pectate lyase activity. The coding region runs from base 1 to 1332 and encodes 443 amino acids.
AUGACCCUGCUGCGUUCCAUCUGCGCCGCGGCCGCCUUGCUGGCCAUUGGCGCCCGUGCUGAAGGUGUUACUGGAAGUGCCUUUGGUUUCGCCAGUGGUACCACUGGUGGUGGUAGUGCUGCUGCUGCUGCGCCUAGCGACAUCAGCCAGUUGAAGACCUGGCUGAGCGACGACACUCCCCGUGUCAUCCUUAUCGACAAGGAGUUCAACUUCAUCGGCAGCGAGGGCAACUGCAGCAGCUGCCAGUGCUGUAUCCCCGACUCCAACACGUGCGGCAGCUCCGGACAGAACGCCAUCAAGCAGAGUGGCUCCGACUGGUGCGGUAGCUACCCUUCGAUAACCUGCUCCUACGACAAGGCCGGUAUCGAGAGCCUCGAGGUCGCCUCCCACAAGUCGAUUGUCGGUGUGGGCAGCAAAGGUGUCAUCCGUGGCAAGGGUCUGCGUCUGGUCAACGGCGUUAGCAACAUCAUCAUUCAGAACAUCCACAUUACCGAGCUCAACCCUCAGUACAUCUGGGGCGGUGAUGCCAUCACUCUGGAUGGCACUAGCAACGUCUGGAUCGACCAUGUCACCGUUAACCUGGUUGGCCGUCAGAUGUUCGUUUCUGGAUAUGACAAGAACACCGGUGUUACCAUCUCCAACUCCGAGUUCGAUGGCCGUACCAGCUGGUCUGCUACCUGCGAUGGGCACCACUACUGGACUGUCCUUGGCUACGGAAAGGGCGACACGGUGACCUUCGCUGGGAACUACAUCCAUCACACCUCCGGCCGCUCCCCCAAGCUCGAGUUCAACAGCCACUGGCACGCCUACAACAACUACUGGUUCAACAACACCGGUCACGCCUUUGACGUCGGUGAGAACACCAACGCCUUCAUCGAGGGUAACGUCUUCAACAAUGUCAAGACCCCGUUCCUCGAGGACAGCAACCCCGGCAACACCUUUGCCGUCUCUUCCAGCGACAAGUCCACCUGCGACUCUGCCACCGGCCGCACUUGCAUUGCCAACACUCUCACCAGCUCCGGCACUCUCUCUGGAAGCGACAAGUCCGUUCUCUCCGGCUGGCCCUCGGGUGAAGGUAACCUCAACUACAUCGCCGCCAGCAAGGUCGCUUCCUCCGUCCAGGCCAACGCCGGUGUCGGCAAGGUCGGUGGGGGUGCCAGCGGCUCGGGUGGCUCUAGCUCCAUUGCUGCUGUCUCCAGCGCUGCCGCAACCUCUGGCGCUGUCGCAUCGUCUUCUGCCGCUAAGCGUGAUGUUCCUCUGACCCAGGCUGGUCCCGCUCCCACUGCCAUUCCUUCCCAGCGCACCUGGUCUUGGAAGACCGUUUCCGCUUAA